AUGGAUAUUGAUACUAAAAUUUGUAACAUAUUAAAGCACUUAAUCCUCUAAAGAAAAAGAUUAGUAAUCUCCAACAAACCAAGGGAAUUAGGAGUAGAUUUUUAGAUAAAUUCGCCGAGGAAUUUCGAAGACUUCAGAGAUUAAAAUGGAAGCAAAAAGGUUUAAGAAGUAAGGUUCGAGUAUUAUAUGAAGAAGAAACAGGCUAAAAUGGCCCAAUUAAGAGAAAUAAUUUCUCAAAAAAGAAAUGAAAAGUAGAGACUUCGAGAGUUUACUCCAAAUAAUCAAUCUCAAUACUAAACGACUGGAUAAAUGCUUAGAAAAUAACUAUCUAUUAUAUCUAAUGCAAUGGAGGAUCCAAUGCUGAUGAGUAGAAAUAAUUUAGAUAUAAGCAACGUAACCAACGAAGAGCAUCCAUAUUUAGAGACAACUUCUCCAUUUAUGACAUCUCUUCAAAAAUAAAAAACUUAAAAAGGGUAAUCGAUGUCAGUUGAAGGUAAUUAUGAGAAUUAGACUCAAAGAACUAAGUUCUAGAGAUCACCAGAUACUGUAACAAAAAGACUUGUAACAUUCAAUAACAUUAGUAUCAAUAAUAAUAGUACAAAUGGAAAUAAUAACAAUACAAGCACUAUAUUAGAAAGAGGUAGUUUGAAAUUGAAUUUAAGUGCUUUGAUAGUAAACUAGCAGCCAGAUAUCCCUCUUAAAAUAUAACUAGGCUUUAAAACACCUGAUUUAUUCACUCAAUAGAAAUAGUAGAAUUUGGAAAAAAUGACAAGUGCAAAAUCAAAGUUGGAAGUUUUGGCUGAAAAAGAUAAGGUCAGAUUUGAGAAGAAAAUUAAGAAUGAAAAGCAAAAACUUGAUAAACUUCAAGAAUUUUUAGAGUAUGAUGAAUAUGAAAGAAAUCUUAGAAUUCAAAACUAUAAGAAAAAACAGCAGAAUGCUAUUAAAAAACUGGAGAAAAUAGACAAAGAUAUUGAGAAAAAAUAGUAUCAAGACUAUAAGGAGUACCUAUCCUAAAGAUAAAAGCAACAAUCUAGAAUGCUUUUGGAGCAAUAAUAAUUAACUCUAGUAAAGCUUAAAGAAAAUAUUGAAAACACUCAAAGAGAAUUUGAAACACAGCAACAAAUAAGAGAGAGAAUAAAACUAGAGGAGGAAUAAGCAUAGAAAAGGCUAGAAAGCAUAACUAAGAGACUUGAAAGAAUGAUUAAAGCAAUUACGGAGUUCAAGGAACGCAUGAAAGAGGAGGAACUAAUAAAACUCCAAAGUGAAUUAAAGAGAUUUAGUAGGAUAGGAGACAAAAGAUAAAAAGCUGAAGAAGACAGAAAAGAGUAUAUGGACUAGCUUCAAAAACUAAAUAGAGAAAGACAUGAGAAGAAAAGACAGAUUAGAAAUUAGGAACUUAAAGACAGAGAUUAAUGGAGUUUCUCUGUCCUUAAAAAGCACAAGCGUUAAUGGGACUAAGUUAUGGAAAGAAAUCAGUCACUUGAGGAGACUAUUCAAGCGAAAAGGGAGUUGAUGACUUUGAAAAUUAAAGAUAAUAAGAGUUCGAUUUUUGAAAGCGAGUUACUACAUAAAGAACAUAAAGAUAAGAUCAUAUAGAAACAUAUAUAGCUAUUUAAAAGUCUAUAGAAAUCAAAAGAAAAGCUGGACUAAUUGUAAAUUUCACAGCGCGUUACAGAAAUCUAGAAAAAGAGAGAGCUAUUUGGGGAUCAAAGCUGGACUCAGACAUUAAAACCAAGAAAUAAAUUAAUUGAAGUUAAUCUUAAAAAAGUUGUUCUAUAAGAAUAGCCUGCUAUCAGAAGUGGAAUAAUGAUUUGGAAUCUAAAAAAGUUUAGCAGUAAAAAGAGUAGGUGCGAUUCUGAUGAUUGA
This is a messenger RNA of Stylonychia lemnae, 1866 nucleotides long. The record is from the annotation of a GenBank genome assembly. Lineage: Eukaryota; Ciliophora; Spirotrichea; Sporadotrichida; Oxytrichidae.